Molecule: messenger RNA, 1554 nt
Organism: Caenorhabditis briggsae
Lineage: Eukaryota; Metazoa; Nematoda; Chromadorea; Rhabditida; Rhabditidae
Exons: 5
Coding region: 1-1554 (517 amino acids)
Source: RefSeq, a predicted model, not a curated record
AUGACACCGAAAUCGAAAAAUGAGGAGACUCGAAAACCGGAAUCUCUUCAUCCGACGCAUCAUUCCUCACCUCCUUCCUCCCAACCUCUCCCCCAGGAUCCCCCAGGACCUCCUCAACCAUCAUCACCUCCAUCCAGGGAGAAUUGUGAGUGCUGUCGGAGGUUACUUGAGCAUGCAACGCCGUAUGUGGCUUAUGUGAAUGUCAGUAAAUCGGAUGUAGUGUACGAUAGAACACUUUGUUUGUACAAAUUGGAAUCACCACCACCACCUCCUCCGACGUCUUCGACAUCUCAUACUCCAGAUUCUCAGCCUUCGUCCUCCUCGAAUCCUCCGAAUAAUAAUAACAAUCCAUAUCCUCCACCAGUGCUGCCAAAAGUCAAACGAAUAUUGGAUCGAUUUGAAGAAGCGAAAUUGUGGGAUUUGAUGGGAUUAAAUCAGCAAAUGUACAAGAAAUUGCCUGCCGAAUUAACAAAGAUCUCGCCGAAGCGAAUGGUUUUUAGGAAAUGUGCAUAUCGCCUGCACAACACCCGACACUUUGAUGUUCCGCUCAACAAAAAGUGCCGGAUGACAAAAGAAGAAAUUCUGAAGCAGAAUUACGAGGAUGAUAAGAAGUUGAUAAAGAAGAAUCAAGCAUUCAAUUGUGUCUGGAACGACUGUCCCCACGCAUUCCACGAUCCUCAAGAUAUGCGAAUCCAUUACAUGUUCGAUCAUGACUCCAUCAAAUUGUUCUGUUGUGGGACUCGCUACGAGAACUAUGAUGCUUAUCUGGAACAUUAUGUGACGACGAUGAAUGGAGAGGGACAUGCCACGUGGAUGGCCAGAGAGUGUUGGGGAUGUAAUAUUCGAUUGGUUGAUGCUGCAUCGUUCUACACACAUGCUGAAGAGUGUGAAGCACAAAUCAACCCAUUUCCAUGUCCGGAUCCGUUGUGUGGAAUACGAUUCGAAUAUUUGACUGAUGUGGUGGAUCAUUUUUAUAUUUGGCAUGAUAAAUCCGGUGCUAUUGUGUGCAAUGAAGUGGUCUACCCAACGCGUGAAUCCAUUGAGCCCGAUCUCAAAAUGCUGGAUGACGGUCAGCUGGUGAUCAAUUUUCCAUUGCGAUCUAUCUACACGUGUCACAUGUGCAAUAUCCAGUUCGCCAGUGAAAAGUACUAUCAAGAGCAUGUUAGUGUGCAUUUGAAGAACCCCCACCUUUGGCUCAUUCCAACAAUGCUCCACUGCUCCCACUGUCAUAUCAAAAACUGCCCAAGCCAACGUCUAUCCGUCAUCAAUUUUAUCCCAAAACUCAUCGAAACGAUUCGCGACAUCCCAGUAUACAAAUGUGAAAGCAAUCCGUGUCUCCUAAUCUGGCGUAUGUGUCUGGCAAAAGACUUUUGCGAAGUCAUGGAACGAAUUCUGCUCAAAUUGGUGGACGAGCAUCGACGGCUCGCCAUCGAGCAACAGUUUUUGGAUCAAACUGGUAUCCGGAUUGCGAUGCGAAUCUUCCCAAAAUUCUGGACGACCUAUUUUUCUUGUUCUCAGUCCCAUACAAAACGCAUGCGGGUGAUGAAGACAUGA